ACUCCAACGACUCAUCGAAUCUCGCCCCUUUCUAAAUCAGAAAUCAACAGCAGACUUAUUAUACAGCAAUGGCAGACACACAGCGAAUUCAUCCGGCCACCGAGGACGUAGAGAAGGCGGCAGCGGCACACGAAUACGCACAAAAGACACCGCCGUUGAGCGCUCCUCUGGCGCCGAGGUCUAGCCUCGUGUCGGGAAAAGGAGACCCUGGUUCAAACCCUAGCAAAGUUGUACAAAUCCACUAUCCCAAGGACCAAGCGUUUCCUCCACGGACUGCCCCGAAAUAUUACUCCCGCCCUCCCAAGCGCCGCCGCAAUUGCUGCUGCCGCUGCCUCGCCUGGACAUUUUGCCUCCUGUUCAUCUUUAUUUUAGCCAUUGCCAUAGCCGCCGGUAUCCUUUACGCCGUUUUCCAGCCCCGGAUACCUAAAUAUUCCAUCGACAGCAUUCAGAUCACUAACUUUACCCUCGGCACAGAUGCCGCCGUUUCGUCGCAGUUUGUGGUCGGCGUAAGGGCAAGGAAUCCGAACAAAAAGAUCGGCAUUUACUACUUAGAUGACAGUUAUAUUGCUGUUUUCUACUCCGGCAUCGAGCUCUCCAAGGGCAAAUUACCGGCGUUUUACCAGGGGCACAAAAAUACUACGAAUUUAGACGUUUCUCUUACCGGGAAUAAAGUUCAGAUCACCAGUGAAAAGGUUUCGUCGCUGAGUGCAGAGCGGAAGGCCGGAAGCAUUCCUCUGCGUUUGAAGGCCGAUGGUCCCGUAAAGAUCAAGUUUGGGAAAUUGAAAACGAUGAAGAUUACUUUCCGCGUGCGCUGUGAUCUGGUGGUCGACAGGCUGGAUGCUAAUAGCACUGUCAAUAUUAGCAGCAAAAAAUGUAAGGUGAAGCUUUGAGGUUACGGUCUGGAUUUGCAGAUUGAUUUAUUUUUUAUAAUUCUUUCUUCAGCUUUAACAGACGACGGCCAGGCGGGGACUCGUUUGUGUUUCAGGGGUUGUGAUGCACAGUAGUUUUUCCUGAUUCGUUUAUACCGCUACUGUUACAUUUUUUGUACCUUGUAUAUCUCAUCAUAUACAGUGGUAUAUACAUAUAUAUAUAUUAUUUGAUUAUUUUCUAAAAAAGCCUUUUAGUUAAAAGACUCCCAAGUAAAUUCUAGCUAACGAGACGUUUAUUACUUUCGAUAACUUAAAAAACACAAAUUAGUGACUUCGAUACAAAUUAGAAGGAAGCAACAAUAGUAAGCGUGAUGUGAUUUCACAACUAAAGCCUAAUAAGGCCCGUGUCCUUUCGAGGACCUUGGUGGUAACCGUGGUACCACUAGUUGCAAUUGAUUUGUAAAAUACAUUAUAUACUU
Cryptomeria japonica (Japanese cedar) is the source of this 1348-nucleotide messenger RNA. RefSeq names its product NDR1/HIN1-like protein 6. The transcript has a single exon. The record is from RefSeq and is a predicted model, not a curated record. Bases 69 to 890 code for a protein of 273 amino acids. Gene Ontology annotation, cellular component: plasma membrane. NCBI's taxonomy places the organism in Eukaryota, Viridiplantae, Streptophyta, Pinopsida, Cupressales, Cupressaceae.